Pochonia chlamydosporia 170 is the source of this 1281-nucleotide messenger RNA. RefSeq names its product indoleamine 2,3-dioxygenase. NCBI's taxonomy places the organism in Eukaryota, Fungi, Ascomycota, Sordariomycetes, Hypocreales, Clavicipitaceae. Gene Ontology annotation, biological process: 'de novo' NAD+ biosynthetic process from L-tryptophan. The transcript is spliced from 2 exons. Gene Ontology annotation, cellular component: cytoplasm. Bases 1 to 1281 code for a protein of 426 amino acids. The record is from RefSeq and is a predicted model, not a curated record. Gene Ontology annotation, molecular function: metal ion binding; heme binding; indoleamine 2,3-dioxygenase activity.
AUGUCGCCACACGCCGUGUUAUCAGGCACUACCAGCGAUGGCAAGCCUUCAAUAGACCUGAGCAAGUUUGCCGUCACUCAAAAUGCCUUCCUACCGGCCACCAGUCCACCGACUUGUCUCUCCGAUUCAUACUACGAGCCCUGGGAACUCAUUGCACAGCAUCUUCCAGCCUUGAUUGAGAGUAACCGUAUUAGAGACUCCGUCAAUCAACUUCCAGUACUUUCAACAGAUCAGCUUGUCUCCGAGCAGGAAUGGAGGAGAGCAUACGUCGUGUUGGCUUUUAUGGCACACGCAUAUAUUUGGGGCGGUGACAAACCAGAGCAAAUCCUGCCACCACAGAUCACAGUGCCCUUCCUGCGAGUAUCGAGUCACCUUGAAGUACCUCCUGUCUUGACGUACGCAGGUGCCAACCUGUGGAAUUUCUCCUGCUCCGGAACCGACUUUACCAACUUGGACAACUUGACGCUGCCCAUUUCAUUUACUGGGAGCGAAUCCGAAUCAUGGUUUUUACUCAUCAGCGUCGCCAUGGAAGCCAAGGCCGCGGGAAUUCUACAAACGAUGAUGGCUGCUCUGGAGGCUGUCAAGACCCGGGACUACGACGUCAUCACAUCUGCCCUUGGUGAACUGCGCCGUUGUAUUGAGGGUGUCGGUGCCCUCCUAGAACGAAUGUACGAAAAGUGCGACCCCAUGGUCUUUUAUCACAAGAUCCGACCCUUCUUGGCCGGAAGCAUGAACAUGGAAGAAUCUGGCCUCCCCAAGGGCGUCUUUUACGACGAAGGAGACGGAAAGGGAGAGUGGCGACAGUACCGCGGUGGAAGUAAUGGGCAGAGUUCCCUGAUCCAGUUCUUUGAUGUGGUGCUGGGUGUUGAGCACCACACCCACGGCAAGCCCGGACAGAAGAGCUUUCACACAGAAGUGAGGGAGUACAUGCCCGGACCUCAUAAGCGCUUCCUGGUGCAUGUCGCAAGGAUGGGGAGCAUCCGCGAGCUGGCUCUCGUGGAGCCCGCCGGGGUAGAGCAACAGAGACUUCGGGAGGCAUACACCGCUGCCACAGAUGCGUUGAGCGAGUUUCGAAACAAGCACAUUAAAAUUGUGACGAGAUAUAUAAUCUUGCCGUCGAAACAGCCCUGGACGGGAGGAUCGCGGACCAACUUGGCGAGUUCAUCAUCAUCACGGAAGGGUGAACAGGGUCUUAUGGGAACUGGUGGUACGCAAUUAAUCCCCUUUUUGAGGACGUCGAGAGAUGAGACGAAAGAGGCGGGGAGGUUGGCAAGGGAGUAA